GCACGCUGAGCGGGCUUCAGCCCUAAUCUCCCGCCGCUAGCGCAGGAGGAGUUAACUGGCGGGGCCCGGAGCGCCCGAGGAGGAAGGAAGGAAAUUUUCGCAGUUUUGAAAGUUUUUCACUUCCUCUCUUCUUUGUCCCGCAGAGGUGAGUGCCAGGAAGCUGCGGCGGCCGCAGCGCCGACUUCUCCUCAGCUGAGCUUGCGCUGGGUUCCCGCGGCCCUCCACGGCCUGUGUGGGGACCGCGCAGCCUCGGGCUCCCACCUCCGCCUCGGACCUCUUCGAGUGCGCGCGCCAAGCCAUGGAGGGCGCAGACCUGGCCGGGAAGAUCCUGUCCACCUGGCUGACGCUGGUGCUCGGCCUCAUCUUGCUACCCUCGGCCUUCGGCCUGUCGCUGGGCAUCUCAGAGAUCUACAUGAAGAUUCUGGUGAAAACUUUAGAGUGGGCCACGCUACGCAUUGAAAAAGGAGCCUCAAAGCAGUCAGUUCUUAAAAAUUCAGCUUCUGUGGGUAUUAUCCAAAGAGAUGAGUCACCCAUGGAGAAGGGGCUCUCUGGUCUGCGAGGAAGGGACUUUGAGCUCUCUGACGUGUUUUAUUUCUCCAAGAAGGGAUUGGAAGCCAUCGUGGAAGAUGAAGUGACCCAGAGGUUUUCCUCAGAGGAGUUAGUGUCAUGGAAUCUCCUCACAAGAACCAAUGUAAAUUUCCAGUACAUCAGCCUGCGUCUCACCAUGGUGUGGGUGCUGGGUGUCUUAGUCCGCUAUUGUGUCCUACUGCCUCUGAGGGUUACCUUGGCUUUUUUUGGGAUUGGUUUGCUGGUCCUUGGAACCACGUUGGUUGGACAGCUGCCAGACAGCAGCCUCAAAAACAGGUUGAGUGAACUGGUGCAUCUGACCUGCUGUCGCAUCUGUGUGCGAGCCCUGUCUGGUACCAUUAACUAUCAUAACAAGCAAUACAGACCCCAGAAGGGAGGCAUUUGUGUUGCCAACCACACCUCCCCAAUAGAUGUUUUGAUCUUAACAACAGAUGGAUGUUACGCCAUGGUUGGCCAGGUUCAUGGUGGAUUGAUGGGUGUAAUUCAGAGAGCUAUGGUCAAGGCGUGUCCACAUGUCUGGUUUGAACGCUCCGAGAUGAAGGACCGACACCUGGUUACUAAGAGAUUGAGAGAACAUAUUGCGGAUAAGAAAAAAUUACCCAUAUUAAUCUUUCCUGAAGGCACCUGCAUCAAUAAUACUUCAGUUAUGAUGUUUAAAAAGGGAAGCUUUGAAAUUGGAGGGACCAUUCAUCCUGUGGCCAUCAAGUAUAAUCCUCAGUUUGGGGAUGCAUUUUGGAACAGCAGUAAAUACAACAUGGUGAGCUACCUGCUUCGAAUGAUGACCAGCUGGGCCAUUGUCUGUGACGUGUGGUACAUGCCCCCCAUGACCAGAGAGGAAGGAGAAGAUGCAGUUCAGUUUGCAAACAGAGUUAAGUCUGCUAUUGCCAUACAAGGAGGACUGACUGAGCUACCUUGGGAUGGAGGGCUGAAACGAGAGAAGGUGAAGGACAGCUUCCGGGAAGAACAGCAGAAGAAUUACAGCAAGAUGAUUGUUGGCAAUGGCUUGCUCCACUCAAAAUCGGACGGAUGACAUCUUGCAGAUAAACUUGGCUUCUCAGAAAACUUCCCUUAGAAAUGGAUUUUUUUUUUUUUUUUUUUUUUGUGGUGGUAGGAUUGUUUCGUUUUCAUUUUUAAUUUUUUCUACAGGAUGAUUGUUUCUGCCUCUUUGUGGGCAGAGGGAGAAUUUACAGGUACCCAUUUGGCUUUUGUUGUUCUAGAAUUAGCCCCUUGCAUUGUCAGGUAGUUCACGGAGUUCAAGUUCAGUCUUUCAUAAAAUGAUUGCAUCAUUAUUGAUUGAACGAAAAUACUUUAUGAAGGAACAGGUGCUUCUAAAAUGUGUUUGGUACUUGUUGAUAUAAUGAUUUUUAAAAAAUAUCCCGAAUUCUGUUUGCAUAUUUUUUGCCUCCCUUCAAACUUUUCAAUGGUAGCAUGGUGCACACAUCCAUGCCGAGUUACCAUUAUGGUUCUGUUCUACCUGUCGCAAGGUCCGAAGGGUCACCUGAUCUGAGAGUGGAAAGAAAAUGUAACUUAUUUUUUUUGCUGAUAUAUUGGAAGAGAAAUACUAUUUGGCUAGCUUCACCAAAGAAAAAUAAUUUAAUUGUGUGUAUGCAUGUAUAUGUAGGCAACUCCCCAAAUCAGGGCUUUGAAGUUAUAAAG
Molecule: messenger RNA, 2244 nt
Organism: Ochotona princeps (American pika)
Lineage: Eukaryota; Metazoa; Chordata; Mammalia; Lagomorpha; Ochotonidae
Gene: GPAT3
Product: glycerol-3-phosphate acyltransferase 3
Exons: 12
Coding region: 299-1618 (439 amino acids)
Biological process (GO): triglyceride biosynthetic process
Cellular component (GO): endoplasmic reticulum
Molecular function (GO): glycerol-3-phosphate O-acyltransferase activity
Source: RefSeq, a predicted model, not a curated record